This is a messenger RNA of Caenorhabditis angaria, 1966 nucleotides long. Lineage: Eukaryota; Metazoa; Nematoda; Chromadorea; Rhabditida; Rhabditidae. The record is from the annotation of a GenBank genome assembly.
AUGACGGAUAUUGCGUCGCCGGUGGUCGAUGAGAAACCAUGUUUCGGGGCGAAUCCGGAGAUUUUUAAGUUGGGAUUAGGGAGACAGGUUAGUUCAAAAAAGUAAUAACAAAAAUAGUUAAAUAUAAAAGAAGUCAGUAGAAAAGUUUCAAAAUCAUGAAUGUUAGCUGAGAAAAUCUUGUGAUUUUGAAUUUCAAAUUACUCCGAAGCCACGCGGAUUACUGUGUAAACACUUUUGCCUACAGUAAGAUCUUUUAUAUUCAUUCAAUCUUUUUGAAAUAACCCUUCAGAAUUCAGAAUUUCUCUUCUUGGAAUUCUUGAAAAUUUUUCCAAAAUAUUAAAUUAGAGCCAAGGAUUCAAAUGGGUGCCCUCCUUCAAAAUUCCUUCCAAGUUUUUCUUUUCAAUUUCCAAAAAAAGUUCCUAAUUUUUUUUCAAAAAUAGAAAUGUUUAAAAAUAAAGUUCCACCCCUCCCUAAUUUCUCAAUUCCCAAAACAAAACACAAAAAUAUUUUAGCACACCCUUUGCCAUGAAAUCGGUCAAGGUUCUCGAUGUCGAAACGAGUCGGAUUGUCGUUGCGAAGGUCUCGAUCUCCAUUUCUGGCGAAAAAUGUGCAAAAAUUGCGGAUGCCGAAUGGACGAACACGAUGUCGUUUUGCCAAAUGAAUUUGAUCACGCUCAAAUUGUUAUUGGCAGAUUGUUAGUAGCUCGAGAUCAUUUCGAAAAAGUUAUGCCGAAACCAGGAAUGCUAAGAAGAUCAGAAGAUGAAGAUAUUGAAAGAAGAUCAAGAGAAAAACCAACUGCGGUUUAUAAUUUUAAAAUGAAUGGAGGAGUAAAAGGAAAUGAUAAGGUGAGACUGAUUGUGAAAAAUUUUUCAAAAAUCUGAAUUUUUUUGCAGGAAAAUGUGCAAUAUGCUUGGGCUCCAUUACCCGACAAAGAUCUAGUUUCAAGAUAUAUGAAAUGUUUGCCAGAAGAAGAACGACCUGUUAUGGGUUCAAUUGGUGAACAAAAUCGAAAAUCUCGCUUACAAUAUCAACUUCCACUUUAUGAUUGUAAUGUUGAAGAUGCUCGAUUUGUUGAGCAAAAAGAUGUGAAAACACUGCAAUCAUUUGUUGAGAAUGUUAAAAAUAAUGUGAUUGGUGUUGGAAAAGUUGUGGAAAUUGGAAAGAAUCAAGAAAAUGGUGAUUCAUUUGAAAAAUCAAUGACAAAUGCAAUGAGAGGCUUGAAAAUUGGAGAAACUGAGUGUAAAGAUUGUUGCAAGAAAAUGGAAAAUGGAGAUAUUGGUGUUGAAUGUUCACAUCAUUCGAAUAUUCAAGAUACUUAUCAUCCAAAUUGUUUCAGAUGUGAAACCUGUAAACAAUUACUUGUUGAUAAUAUUUACUUUUUCUACAAAAAUAAGUGAGUUGAAAUUGGAUCGGGUGUAUAAAAUAGGACUUUUUUUUGAUGACUCAGAAGAACCAUCUCUAAAUUUUCCAGAUAUUACUGUGGUCGACACUACGCGGAUCAACUUUAUCCCAGAUGUGCUGGUUGUGAUGAAUUAAUUUUCGCCAACGAAUACACAUUCGCCGAAGAAAAAUCAUGGCAUUUCGAUCAUUUUGCUUGUUAUAAAUGUGAUUUCAAGUUAGGUGGUUCAAGAUAUAUGACACGAGAUGAGAAUCCAUUUUGUUUGGAAUGUUAUUUGAAAUACUAUGCGAAAACUUGUGGAAGUUGCCAACAAAAAAUUGGGCCCGAUGAGAAACGCUUGAAUUAUAAUGAAACACAUUGGCAUGCAGAGGAAAAAUGCUUCCAGUUCGUUUUUUUUCCAAAAAACAUUAGUUUUUUUCUCACAAAAAAUUACCAAUGAAUUUCAGCUGUGUUCAAUGCUCACAAAAUCUCAUCGGCAAAAAGUUCAUGUUCAAAAAUCACAAACUUCUGUGCUCUUCUCAAUGCAAAGCAGCUUAUAAUUCAGCAAAUCCAAAUAAUCAAGUUUGA